This is a messenger RNA of Xiphophorus hellerii (green swordtail), 2631 nucleotides long. RefSeq names its product polyadenylate-binding protein 1A-like. NCBI's taxonomy places the organism in Eukaryota, Metazoa, Chordata, Actinopteri, Cyprinodontiformes, Poeciliidae. The transcript has 14 exons. The coding region runs from base 515 to 2419 and encodes 634 amino acids. The record is from RefSeq and is a predicted model, not a curated record. Gene Ontology annotation, molecular function: RNA binding.
CCCCCGGCUGUCAGUGCUGUGUGAGUGCGUGUGUGCUCUGAGCUCGCUCACCACACAUUCUAUAAAAAAAAAAUAAAAAUACAAAAAAAUUUUCAAAACAUAAAAAAAAUAUAAAAAAUCUUUUUCUUUCUUUCUUUUUGUAACAAGUCAGUGAAGAGGCAGUAAAAGACGGUCGAGGACUGACGGUAACGUACCCCAACGUGUCGGAUUUUUUUUUUUUUUCAGUCGUUAGCUUCCCCCCCCCCCUCUUUUUCGUUUGUCAAAUUUUAAAGGGUCUUUUAACUCGAACUGAAGUCGACGUUGUGUCGUUUUAAAACAAUUGAAUUAGACGUUUUGACUCCCAACUGACAAGUCAACGGUUGUAUAACGUUUACAAUUCGCCAUCAAAGGUCCUACCGACGAUACCGACCGUUAGCAACUUUUUCCGCCCCCCCCCCCCAGUCUUCCUUCCCGUUAACAAACUCAAAGCGUAGUCCGUUUAUAACCGCUAGUCUCGAGGAGGAGAGAAAUAAGGAUGAACCCUAGCGCUCCCAGUUAUCCCAUGGCCUCCCUGUAUGUCGGGGACCUGCAUCCAGAUGUGACCGAGGCCAUGCUGUAUGAGAAAUUCAGCCCAGCCGGAGCCAUCCUCUCGAUUCGGGUCUGUAGGGACAUGAUCACCCGGCGUUCCCUCGGAUACGCCUAUGUCAACUUCCAACAGCCGGCGGACGCUGAGCGCGCUCUGGACACCAUGAACUUCGACGUGAUCAAAGGGCGGCCCGUACGCAUCAUGUGGUCGCAGCGUGAUCCGUCUCUGAGAAAAAGUGGCGUGGGAAACAUCUUCAUCAAGAAUCUUGACAAGUCGAUUGACAACAAGGCUCUUUAUGACACCUUCUCUGCUUUCGGGAACAUCCUGUCCUGCAAGGUGGUUUGUGAUGAGAAUGGCUCUAAAGGCUACGGCUUUGUGCAUUUUGAGACUCAGGAAGCUGCUGAACGAGCCAUUGAAAAAAUGAACGGCAUGCUGCUCAAUGACAGAAAAGUGUUCGUUGGCCGUUUCAAAUCUCGUAAGGAGCGCGAGGCUGAGUUGGGCGCCCGGGCAAAAGAGUUUACUAAUGUUUACAUUAAAAACUUUGGUGACGAUAUGGACGACGAGAAAUUGAGAGAGCUCUUCAGUAAAUACGGAAGUGCGCUGAGUACCCGGGUCAUGACAGAUGACAGCGGAAAGUCCAGAGGCUUCGGCUUCGUCAGCUUUGAAAGACACGAAGACGCGCAGAAGGCAGUGGAUGAAAUGAACGGAAAGGACUUGAACGGGAAGCCCAUCUACGUCGGCCGCGCUCAGAAGAAGGUGGAACGACAGACGGAGCUGAAGCGCAAAUUUGAGCAGAUGAAACAAGACCGUAUGACUCGCUACCAGGGUGUCAACUUGUAUGUGAAGAACCUUGAUGAUGGGAUUGAUGAUGAACGCCUGCGGAAGGAGUUCUCCCCGUUCGGCACCAUAACCAGUGCCAAGGUCAUGAUGGAAGGCGGCCGCAGCAAAGGCUUCGGUUUUGUCUGCUUCUCGUCCCCUGAGGAGGCGACCAAAGCCGUGACGGAGAUGAACGGGCGCAUCGUGGCCACCAAGCCGCUGUACGUGGCUCUGGCUCAGAGGAAGGAGGAGCGCCAAGCCCACCUGACCAACCAGUACAUGCAGCGCAUGGCCAGCGUCCGCGCCGUGCCAAAUCCCGUCAUCAACCCCUACCAGCCGGCCCCGCCCUCCGGCUACUUCAUGGCUGCCAUACCACAGGCCCAGAACCGCGCCGCCUACUAUCCAGCUGCGGGCCAGAUGGCUCAGCUGCGGCCGAGCCCACGCUGGACGACCCAGGGGGUCCGACCUCAACACUUUCAGAACAUGACCGGUGCCAUGCGUGCGUCAGCGCCACGUCCUCAGACCUUCAGCACCAUGCGGCCCACAAAUCAGGUCCCUCGCAUGAUGUCCGCCCAGCGUGUCGCCGCUCAGACCGUGGCUCCCCGACCGCCUGCCGCAGCCACGGCAACAACUGCUCCAGUGCGCGGAGUUCCUCAGUACAAGUACGCCGCAGGGGUCCGCAACCCUCAGCAGCACAUCACCUCCCAGCCACAGGUCAAUCUGCAGCAGCCUGCGGUCCAUGUUCAGGGACAGGAGCCUCUGACCGCCUCCAUGCUGGCCGCCGCUCCGCCGCAGGAACAGAAGCAGAUGCUGGGUGAGCGUCUGUUCCCACUGAUCCAGAACAUGCAUCCCAGCCUGGCAGGCAAGAUUACUGGCAUGCUGCUGGAGAUUGACAACUCAGAGCUGCUUCACAUGCUGGAGUCCCCAGAGUCUCUCCGCUCCAAGGUGGAUGAGGCUGUGGCUGUGCUGCAGGCCCACCAGGCCAAGGAGGCCGCUCAGAAGACCGUGACCAACUCAGCCGUUGUCCCAAGUGUUUGAGCCCAAGGCGAGGGCAACCUCGAGACGAGCUUCACGCACAGAAGAAGGGUUUAAAAAAAAAAUGUUUAAAAAAUAAGCAAAACAAAGUAAAAGAUGUUAAAUACAAAGUUUUAAAAAAAGCAAACGAUGGAAACAAGUCUCCAGCCAGUCCUGUAACACAAGGUCUGCUUUUCCGAGCUAAAAAAAAAAAGCAAAAAAAGAGGAAAAAAAAA